Molecule: messenger RNA, 2398 nt
Organism: Panicum hallii
Lineage: Eukaryota; Viridiplantae; Streptophyta; Magnoliopsida; Poales; Poaceae
Exons: 2
Coding region: 891-1667 (258 amino acids)
Source: RefSeq, a predicted model, not a curated record
GGUAUAGGGCCAACUGGCCAAUAUCUAUUUAUGGUUAAUAGUCUGUCAAGUGCCAGCCCUUUGUGUUUCUACAUGAGCUAGCCUUUAGAGGCCUGGUUGCAACUCUUGGCAACAGGUGAUGAAUUUAAACGAGCAAGUGUAGCGCUUGCAACUGAUGGUGGAGUCGAUGCCUGCAGAUCAGUCAGAGAGGAGGCACCAAAGAUGUGCUAAUUAAGAAAAAAAAUGUUAAAUAGGGGUCGGUCGUCCAGUUCGUUUUCCCAUAUAGCCCAAUGACAAAUGAAAGCGCAUAUCGAAGCCCACAAACCAGCACAUGCAUACGGGCCGGAGGCCACCCUUGUAACUAAGGUCGGCCCAUUUGUAGUGUACUAGUCCGCGAGAAGAACUGAAGAAGGCCGAGCGGCGGCGUCGACCGUCUUCAUCGGCCAUCCUUUGAGACCUUCCCACGCAGACGCAGCGCCUCUCUGCUUCAUCUUGCACCAUUCCCAAAUCCCAAACCAAACAAUCCUCUCGAUCCGGCAGCCACACCUCCUCGUGCCUGAACUCAUCUGAUCCGAGAUCCAAACCGCGGCAACAAUGGCGUCGAGUAGGCGCAGUUGGAGCGGCGACUGAAUCGAAACCCUCGGUGAUUCCAACAAUCGCGCCGCCGCGGACUCCAUCGGCAGCUUGCUCUCCUUCGCCCCGCCCAUCGAGAGAGGGUGGGAACUGGAUGGAAGGAGAUUCCGGCGGGCGUGGCGCUGUCCGAGGACGCCCUCGCGGCAAUCCUCCGCCGCCUCCCGCCGCGCAGCCUCGCGGCCUCGCGGUGCGUGUGCAAGGCGUGGCGCGCCGUCGUCGAUGGCCGCCGGCUGCUGCUCCCAGAGCUCCUGCCGCACUCGGUGCGCGGCAUCUUCCUCAUGUAUAAUGAUCUCGAUUACCCGGCCUUCCUCUCUCACCCCUCCUUGGAGCCGGAGGUCUUCGGCAAGCUUGACUUCCAUCGCGACACCGACCCCUACUGCUGGAGCUGGAGCACUGCCUCCGUCCUUGGUCACUGUAACGGCCUCCUGCUUUACGAGGACAAGCGAGGGCUCCAUGUGGUCAACCCAGCCACGCAGCGGCGGGCUCUCUUGCCCCCGCCCCCGCCCCCUCCCUUCGGCAGGCGCUUGUGGGGCUUCGAGCACCUUGUGUUUGAUCCCGCAGAGUCACCGCACUAUAACGUCUUGCUUGUUCCUGAGCAUCCGGGCAACGAGGAGGUAAGCGUUGAUCUGUGGCAGAAGGCGAGGGACGAGCCAUCCGUGGAAUGGCCAGCAUCGACAUGGGUGUUGUGUGUGUUCUCAUCAUGCACAGGGCAGUGGGAGGAGAGGGCGUUUACCCGGGAAGGCGAGGCUGCAGGGAUGGCUUCCGAUGAGGUAUUGCAGGGCGAUUCGUUCCAUCAAAGCUGCAGCGCUUAUUGGCGGGGUGUGUUCUAUGUGCAGUGCAAUGGUGGCGUAACUGUUAUGAGAAUAUCCUUGUCAAAUAAUAAGUAUGAGUUAUUAAGAUGCCAACUGAGAUUGGAAGAAAGAUGGACUAUUAUGACGUUUAUCUGGGACGAUCAAAGGAAGGGUUAUGUUGUGCAUCAUUUCACGAUUGGUACAAGCUUCGGGUUUGGAUCCUUGACGAUGACGAUUUGGGUGGUAAGAUGGAAUGGGUGUUGAAGCAUCACAUUGACAUUCACCAUAGUGUCUCACGUGUGAAGUUGUUCUGUGAAGAAAAUGAGGGACCCUGGAAGUUACAGGAUGCUAACUGUGGUGAAGAUUAUGGACAACAAAAUUUACAAGAUUCUAAUAACGAUGAAGAUGGCAGCAACAGUGCAGUAGUGAAGAGUAAGGUUGAAUGGGAUUCUGACAGUGAUGGCAUUGUUGACAAUGACAUUGUACAGAACUUCUCAGGAUUUAUUAAAAUCCUUGGAUUUCAUCCGUACAAAGAUGUCAUCUUCUUGGAUCUUUCACUUGACAGAGCAGUGGCAUAUCAUCUAAAUACCUCAAUGGUUCAAGAUCUGGGUAAAAUAUGCCCCUAUGAUUAUGGUGGUCCUGCGGCAUACAUAAAAUCGUCUUUUGUGUACACACCCUGUUUGAUGGGGGAGUUCCCAGAAAACAAAUCAGAAGCCCAUGUUGGGGGUUAGUUAGACUAGCUGAUUCAUUUCAAACAAUUUCAACCCUUAGGCCUAUGGUGGACAGGAGUUUCCCUGUUGUUUUAAUGUUUGCUAGAUUGACAAGACAAACUUGUUAUACAGCUUGUAGUGCUGAAGGACAUGUAAUAAGUGCUAUGCUCUUGCAAACUUCUUUUCUGAACUGAAUGUAGGGUGGCUUACUUGUACUUGAUUGCUUAGAAAAUCUGGUGCCUUUUUUUGUUAAUGUCAUAGUCAGAUGACAGAUCUUAGUAGUUC